UCAGUGUAAUGGACAGUUGGAACAGUUGUCACUUACUUCGCGCACCAUUAAACUACAGAGAUUUCAUUGUGAUUAUAACCGAAAUAAACAAACUCAAAGGUCCCUUACCAAAUGGAGGAAAAUGAAUUCAGACCGGCUGCAACUAAAGAUAUGGACAAAUGUGCCAUCAUUUAUCGGAGUAAUUCGGUUUCGUUUGUUUACGUUUGUUUUCACUGUGGAUCUGACUUUAACAACAUUGAUAGCACCUUAAAACAUAUCGAGUCUCACUUUCAACUAGAGCAGAUUACAAUCGACGAAAAAGGCGUCAAGUCCGAAUUUACGGAUUUUGAAAAUGCUUCCGAUGACACGCAUGAAACUGAUAACUUUUAUGAUGCUACCGAGCCCGCAAUUCAGAUUAAAACGGAAGUGAUGGAAGUUGAGGAAGAAUAUGGCCCUGACACUGAUGCUGUAGAAAGACCAACAUAUUUCAAUUGUAAGCGCUGUGCGUCGACUUUUUCAUCAAAGUUUUCCUGUCAGAGUCAUACGGUAAAGGUUCACUUCAAAGAACCAGCUCUUGAAUGUGGAAAAUGUGGAAAAACGUUUAAGCGCGACGCAUCCAUCAAAAACCAUCUGAGACAACACAUUGAUCGUGGCGAGGUCGAUUGGAAAUGUGAAGGCGAUGGGAUUCGUGAACCGAAUACCGUACUUUCGAAGCAACAAGAAGACGCAAGGUCGUCAACUGAAUUGAAAACUCGGUCCGAUAAGCAACAGAUGACUAAUCGAAAUUCAUUAAAGCUGAUGCCUGAGAAAGAAGAGCCAGAAGACGAAAAUGCUGAAAAACAAAAACCCGAGAAACGAAAAACAGAAAAACCCAAACCGGUCAAGACAGAAAAACCGAAGUCGGAAAAACGAAAAGCAGAAAAACAGAAGCCGGAAAAACGAAAAUCGGAAAAACUGAUGCCAGACAAGGAAGAAAAACCGAAGCCAGACAACACAGAAAAACCGGAAAAGCGAAAGGCAGAAAAACAGAAGCCAGACAAAGCAACCAAACCUGAAAAAGAAGAAAAAGUAUACCAGCUGAGUACAUACAUUUGCCACAAAUGUUCUGACACAUACAACACAUCAACUGAUCUGAACGAGCACUUAAAAUUGCAUGCGACGGGCGACAUUCUCCAAAUAAACAAGUGUAAAGAGUGCAAAAUCUUCUACCAUUCGGCUUUCGAUCUUCGCCUGCAUGUGCUCGAAAUUCACCUUUCCAUAAAGGAGUUCAAGUGCUCUACAUGUCUGAUCGAAUUCAAGAAGGAAGACAAAGACUUACUAGAGAAACAUUUAGAACUUCACUUAGCAAAUAACUCAACAAAAUGGGUGAACAUACGACAUGGCAUUUGUAACAACGGAUUGGAUGCGACGAAUUUCGAAGAAAUUACUACCACCGCUGAAUCGUCUUGCGAUUUGUGUGAAGAAAAAUUUUAUCUGAAAGCCAAUUUGGCUGAACAUGCGCGAUGCAUGCAUUGGGACAACGAAAGUAAACUACGCUGUCCGAAAUGUGAAGCUGUAUUCACCAAAAACAAAAACUAUUUCGCCCAUCAACUGGAACAUCGUCGAUCCGGAGAGGAUGUAAUUGAAACCGACAUGAAGGUGCUCCUUGCAAAUCUCAAUUCGUACAUUGACGAGCAGUUUGUGUGCAAUGAAGUUGAAAACGCUUCUAGUCCGUACAAAUGUUUAAUUUGUAAUAGCGAAAAAGUGGAUCUGUCGAAAAUUAAGACACACGUUCGGGAACAACAUGUCUACAAGACCUUACCACAACCGAUAAAGCCAAUUUUGAAGGAGAAAAUAGCCUGCAAUCUCUGCGGUAUGCUGAUCACGCGUAACAGCUUCAGAACUCACUUCUUGGCCCAUGUGGACGCGAAAAAGUAUCCAUGCUCGUUUUGUGGUCGCGUGUUCAGCAAAAAUUAUUCUAAGAAAACUCAUGAACGUAUGCACACGGGUGAGAAACCCUUUCAGUGCGAUCAAUGUGGUAAACGAUUCUUUAGCAAUUCAUUGCUGGGUGCUCAUAAGCAAGCACAUGACAAUACCACAUAUCCAUGCAAAAUCUGUGGCCGAGUCUUCAAUAUAUCAUCUGGAUAUCGCCGUCACAUGCAGACUCACCGCAAGGAUCAAUCAUUUGAGUGUACCAUUUGUGGAAAAUCUUUUAACGCACGAGUAUAUUUGAAGAGACACUUGAACAAACACAACGCGAAAACGUUUCAAUGCUCGUUCUGUGAGAAUAAAUUCAACACGGAAAAGGGACAGCGACAGCAUGAGAAAACCCAACAUAAUCAUGAGCCGCCAAUAUAAUUUUAAUAAAAAUUUCUUUUGUUUCUUG
Molecule: messenger RNA, 2344 nt
Organism: Bradysia coprophila
Lineage: Eukaryota; Metazoa; Arthropoda; Insecta; Diptera; Sciaridae
Source: RefSeq, a predicted model, not a curated record